CUGCCUCCGGUGGCUGCUGGGAUACCGGAGGAAUCGAGUCCCGGCUCGACUCAGUCCUCCAGCCGCCCGGGGAAUACCUCUAGUUCUUCCCGGCCGCCGCCGUCGCUUCCUCCUCCGGCCGACGGUCCCCUUCGCCCCGCCCGGUCUGCGCCGCGCGUCUGGCCCGCCGGCGGGCCUGCUUCUCUCAGGAGCCCCCACCCAGGCGCAUGGCUCCAUGAAGCAGGAGGAGGAGGAGGCAGAGCGCGAGAGGUCCCGUUCGCCCCGGCUGCGUCUGGGCCAGGAGAAAAGGUACAGGAAGAAGGAAUGGAAUUGGAAGGAAGAAAAUUCAUUCCAGAGACAAAGUAGUUCCUCUCCUCUGUUGUAGCUGUUUUUCUGGCAAUAUAAACUUUCCUGCUUUCAGGUUCUGCAGCAUUCCAGACCACGAGCACCGAGUCAGGAUGGGAAAGAGACGUUGUGUUCCUCCACUCGAGCCCAGGUUGGCAGCAGGCUGUUGUGGGGUCAAGAAGCCCAAAUUGUCUGCAAGUGGGACACACAGUCACGGGAGUCAGUCCACUACUGUCCCCAGCGCUAGUUCAGGACCUCUUCAAAACCACCAGCAUGUGGACAGCAGCAGUGGACGGGAGAAUGUGUCGGACUUAACUCUGGGACCUGGAAACUCUCCCAUCACACGGAUGAAUCCCGCAUCGGGAGCGCUGAGCCCUCUCCCCCGGCCCAAUGGAACUGCCAAUGCCACGAAGAAUUUGGUGGUGACCGCAGAGAUGUGCUGCUACUGCUUUGAUGUACUCUACUGUCACCUCUAUGGCUUCCCACAGCCGCGACUUCCUAGAUUCACCAAUGACCCCUAUCCACUCUUUGUGACAUGGAAGACAGGGCGGGACAAGCGGCUUCGUGGCUGCAUUGGGACCUUCUCAGCCAUGAAUCUUCAUUCAGGACUCAGGGAAUACACGUUAACCAGUGCACUUAAGGACAGCCGAUUCCCUCCCUUGACCCGAGAGGAGCUGCCUAAACUUUUCUGCUCUGUCUCCCUCCUUACUAACUUUGAGGAUGCCAGUGAUUACCUGGACUGGGAGGUAGGGGUCCAUGGAAUUCGAAUUGAAUUUAUCAAUGAAAAAGGCGUCAAACGCACAGCCACAUACUUGCCUGAGGUUGCUAAGGAACAAGACUGGGAUCAGAUCCAGACAAUAGACUCCUUACUCAGGAAAGGUGGCUUUAAGGCUCCAAUUACCAGUGAAUUCAGAAAAACGAUCAAACUUACCAGGUACCGAAGUGAGAAGGUGACAAUCAGUUAUGCAGAGUAUAUUGCUUCUCGACAGCACUGUUUCCAGAAUGGCACUCUUCAUGCCCCGCCCCUCUACAAUCAUUACUCCUGACACACGGCUGCAUGACCAGUCCCACCCCCCUGUGGCCACCAAUGGCUAUGACAUCAUUGGAGCAGAUGCCUCCUCUUCCUGGUCCAGUUACUUCUAUUACUGCACCAUUUUAUGAUGCUAGCUUCCGUUGCCAAGUCUGCCUCCCACUGACUGAGGGGGUGUGGGGUUACACUGAAUGAAACAGAACUUGAGGGGCCCAAGCCUUAUCUCAGCCUUUCCUCAAUAUGGGGUUCCAUUGGAUUGGGGCUUCUCCAUGACUAGUAAGAAUCGCUGUGUGGGUGCUGAAGACCCUGCUCUGGUGAUUUGCCACAUGUGUGUUGGCCACACACUGGAAUUAGAGUCGAUGAUCAAUGGAGGUUUACCCCACACACGCCCACAGCCUCCCAGAUCAAAUAGGUGUAUUCCCCUGGCAGUCUGGGCAACGGAGACCAACAAGAAACAUUUUUAGGUUGUUUUAAAUUCCUUUUUUUAAACUUCCAGUUUAUUGCGUACCAAGAGUUGAUCACAACCUCCAUGCUUCAUAAGUGGACGCCAUGUUAGGGUUGAGAGUGGGCACCAUGAGUCCUCUGAGGAUCCUGGACAGAGACCCACACCAAGAUCGAAGGCCUGCGGAUGGCGUUGCAGAUCUCAUCACUCAAUGAGCCUCGAAGGUUUAAAAGUCUCACUCCACUCUCAGUUGGAUCAUCUGGCACUCUUCCUGCGUCAAGUCUCCUGGUGUUACAUGGAGCUCUGGUGUGGCCUGCUGAGGAAUGGAGUGCAGAUGCUCAUGGGAGGCCUGGUGUCAUCACUGUGUGAGGUGUGAAGAGAGAGGCCUCUUCCUCACCACCUGGCUACCUCACUCCUCACUGGUAGCAGUGCCUAUAUAGCUGGAUCUAGGUUCUCAGAAGCGCAGAUGUGCAAACAGGCAGUUGGGUUGGGCUCAUUGUCAUAGAGAAUCUGGGGUCUCUGGGCUGGUUUUCUUUUCAGGCAAACAUCCUGAGGGACCUUUAUGCAGGCAAGUUCAUUUUCCUAGUUUGCCUAAAGUAGGAAGACUGGUGAUGUUUCUGUCCCUUACAAGACUCUAGAGCAAAGCUGUUUAAUUAAACAAGGUAAAUCUUUAUCUUACCUGCCGUGCUGGGAGUUUUAACCCCACCAGGGCAUAAUUCCAAAUUGGUCCUUUUUUUUCCUGGGUCAUUUAAACUUCCAUGUGACAUUUCCCUUCCCAUCAUUUGCCCAUCAUUUUCUCUCUUGACUCUUCACUCAUGUGGUAGCAAAGGUAGAACUAGGGGACUUGGCCGAGGCAUUGAAAGCACUGUCUCAGAGGCACUGCUAGUGGCACAGGAAGAGAUGGCCAGCUGAAGAAAGGGUCCCGGGACAGUACACUAGGUCUCCACAACAUGCCUGGAGAACUCUGGAAGUGGAUUGGGUGUCAACCCAGUGAACAUGUGUGUUGAUUUAAUUUAUUUUUUAGUUUAUGUGUUGUUGGUGUGGCUUUCCAAAAUGGGCGUAGAUUCAAGUUUAAAGAUCCUUGGAGCUUUCUUCCAGGAAGUUGGGGGAGGGAGUAGGGUACAGUGUAAGAAGGCAUUGCCCUCCAGUUCCUGGUAGGGUUGGUCAGGGGGAGCAGCUUCAUGCUGCUGGCAGGACCUGGGGUAUGUGGGAAGACUUAGGUGACAUCAGGGUGCCCAGGCUAUGUCCUCAUUGCCAUACUGGGUUUCCAUGGCCUGCCAUGGUCCCCUUGUAGUGUCAGUGAAGGUGAAGGGGUCAUCUCAUGAUGUCCUGCUGCUGAGGAUGAUAAAGGCCUUGCUACAGGUACGACAACAGUUACCCUUAGGUGCCAUGGAUUGAUAUCAGUGGUCAGCUCUGGACUAAGCCACCCACUCCAAUUUGUACAACAGUAUUGAUACAUAGGGCUACACUCAUUACUGUUCAAGUGUUCUAUGUUAAAAGUUGUGUUUGAUUUCUAAAGAUUCAAAAAAAGCAAAAAAAUUGGUGCUAAACUUUAACCCCUGAGCACGCUCAGUGAGACUGGUCAUGCAAGCAUUUACAGUGCCAUGCUCCUCAAGCCUAUUUUUCUUGUAGAAAUGUUGCCCUAUUUGUCUUCCCCAGUGUAUAGUAUGUAUUUUAUUUUACUUUAUUUUAUUUUAUCGAGGGUGGGGUAGGAUACCUGCCAUUUAAGAAAAUAAAAUUUUUAAAUCCCCCAAAAUGGGGGAAAUCAGUGCACAAGAAUAGGGCUGGUGACUCCCAGCAUCACACUGAAGUAGGCUCAGUGGUUUUGGAGUGAAGAAGCCUUACUCCCUGCACACUUCCUCAUGCUUCUCUAACAAGUCCAGCAGUGGAGGUCCAUGAGCUCCUCUUGCCUUGUCAGAGGGCUCAGAAGUCAGCCAAGGGAAGCUACAUGGGACCUGUCGGAGUCCAUCCUGAUCAGAGCAUAUCAGGAAGCAGUCUGGAAGUGUGUGGUCAUGGUGCCCUCGGGGAAAUGUGGGGGAGGUGGCUCUCAGGAAAAAUACCUGGUCUGGAUCAUCCAUGCGGCAGCUUUGCAUAGGGAGGUGGCAGCUCCGAGGUGGAGCAGAUUCGCCUUCCCCUUGCUUGACCAAAGCAGUAAUGAGGGUGGCCGGUACAUGCCAACGCCUGGGAGGGAGAGCAAAGGAGAUGCUUCCUGCCUGCUGCUUCCUCUGUUCUUAGGCCACUGAACAGUAGGCAACCACUGUUGUAAGGAACCAGCCCAACUUUCUGGCUCGGUUCAGAGUGUGUUUCAUCCCUAGCUGUGAGUGCCUUUUGGUCUAGAAAGUUGGCUUGUCUCAUAAUACCCACAGCUAGGACAUUUUCCCUGUAAUUAUGAAUUGUCCUCAUUUUACAUUAAGAGAGUGUUUGAUCACUAGAGUUUGUCAGUGUUGGAUUGUUUCCACUGUGAGGUUCUUAAACUUUUUCGCUGCAUAAUAUUGAAACAAUUCAUGUUAGAUACCCUUUCCACAUAAAAGAUUUGUAGUUGAGACAUUACAUAUAUUUUACUGUUUAUAAUAAAAACCAUCUAUACAAAAGAAGUCCUGGGUGUUAAUUUUAAUAUUUUGCACAAGAUCUGUUUCCAUGAUAUGUUAACAUCUACAAUUUCACUAACUGUUGAUGUUUUUUUCUAUCAAGAUUUCUGGAGCCUAGGGAUCUACUUGUUCUUUUUGUUUAUUUUUGUUCUUCCCUGAAGCAAGAGACUGUAUGGCCUUCAGUGCAAAGAUUUCAGACCAAUUCUUUGUAUCACACUUGGUUGCCUCUUGGCUAUAUAACUUCUGAGUGCAAAUCAUUGAACUCUUUAAUGAAGUAUUGUAGAGAAUAAAUCAUAAUGGGUAAAAAUU
Chinchilla lanigera (long-tailed chinchilla) is the source of this 4693-nucleotide messenger RNA. It is a transcript of the gene Ammecr1l, whose product is annotated as AMMECR1-like. The record is from RefSeq and is a predicted model, not a curated record. The transcript has 8 exons. Bases 438 to 1370 code for a protein of 310 amino acids. Lineage: Eukaryota; Metazoa; Chordata; Mammalia; Rodentia; Chinchillidae.